AUGAGGGAGCACGUGGCGGCGCCCCAACACAAUGCGCCCGCGCCCCAAGCGCCCGCGCGAUCCAACACGCCAUCCAACAAACCAUCCGACAAACCGGACUACCUGAACACGUUCAACUCGCAUAGGAAGAUUAGAGGGAAGAUCGGCGAUAAGAAACUAUACAGACCGGUGAGAUUGCACACUCUGUCUAGGAUAGACGAAGCCCCGCUUCAGACAAGACCACCGACGCCGAGAAAUUCCGUCGAUAUAUCUUCCAAUCGUCCGAUCCUGAGAUCUAGAUCGAACGUUUCAGCGGACACUAGUAGAAGCGUGCCCGUCUGCAAUGACAGUCACGUUAUAGGAAAUCAAAUAGAGUGCUCGAGCCCUCAGUACGCGGAGCUCGGAUCCGCCCCUGGAUCCGAUACUGGCUCCUCGUACGAGCGGCCCGCUUCUAUGACCGAUAUGCCGGUUAUGAUCCCGUUGGACCCCGCCACGGACGCUUAUUACCCGCCCUACACUUACUAUAGAGACGACGGUAGACUGAACAAGCGAAAAUUGAAAAAGAGAUUGAAAAAACUGUCGUCAAAACACAGCAAUUUGUAUCUUGCGUUCAUGUAUUGA
This is a messenger RNA of Diatraea saccharalis (sugarcane borer), 600 nucleotides long. The record is from the annotation of a GenBank genome assembly. Lineage: Eukaryota; Metazoa; Arthropoda; Insecta; Lepidoptera; Crambidae.